CCUCCUUGACACAUCAGGGCAAAUCUCACAGUUGACAUGUGUUCCUGCGCAGACAGACUUCACUGAAUGCAGCUUCUGUAGACAAGACAAGAAAACACAAUAUGGGAGCAUCUUCCUCCGGGCUGCUGGAUGAGGCUAAAGUUACUCACAUCAAAGGACUUGUUGGGAAAAGUUUUCAGGACUUCAGUGGGUUUUACCGUCAGCAGUAUGCAGUCUCCUACCUGGGACACAUCCACCAGGAGGUGGAGCCUAAAAAAGAGGGGCGUGGCCUACUGCUCACACAAAGGCCCAAGUAUGAUCCAGAGGAGGUGUUGUAUCAAGGCAGUGUAAAGUUUUCCUGCUGGGAAGAACAGGGGAAGAAAUGCAAAGACAGAUGCGUCGUCCUGAGAAGAGACUUCAGAGUUGAAAUCUAUGACAGCACGGAGAGUCUGAGCCGUGGAGGUGCAGCAAAGUUGGUUCUCCAGCCAGCCAAAGGACUCGUUUUCACCAGCGAGGAAGAAUCCAGAGAUUACAUGGAGAAAAGCUGCGCUGCGAUACUUAAUGGAGUGAAGGAGGAUUCUUCCUCGGUGGUGCCAUCAUCAUCAGAUGAGUUUGCCGUCUAUCUUCACCUGCCCCACACAGGCCACUCCUGCUUCCUGUUUCAGCAAGAGGAGGAGCGAGAUCACUUCCUGUCUGCCCUAAAGACCUGCAUCAGGCAUCGCAACCUUGACCCCUGGCAUGACUCGUCCCACGAGAGCCAAGCAUACGCCCAGGCCCUGCGUCUUUACCAACAGGACAGAGGAUGCUAUGAAUCCUGGGAAAAGCUGCUGGGCACCGAGGAAGAAGUGUUGGCCUCCCUGGUGAUGGAGGAGGAGGUGUUGCAAUGGUUACAAAACCAGCUUCAGACUAAGGUGAAGGGCAAGAAGACCGAGAGGAUCCGACAGUGGCUGGCAACCGUGCAGUCGACCUACACUCUGGUGCUGGAGCAGCUGACUGCAGCUUUGGAGGCUCAGAGGGAGGAGUGUCGUCAGACAGCAGCAGCCAGUCAGGCCCUCAUCAGGUCUGAUCUGGACCAGAUCAUGUCCUCUCACAACUUCCUGGAGCAGAAAGUCAGAGCACACAUCUGUAAAGAAGCAGAGGAAGUGUGCAGCGAGUCUGUCGUACCUUACGUGUCCUCCAUCCUUGAAGCACUGACAGAACACAUAGGUGCAGGGAUUCUGGGGAUGCAACAUGUGCUAAAAGCACAGAUGAACUCGGCCUUUUCACUCACAAAUGGAGGAAAUGAGAACACACAAAAGGUCCUGUCCGGUCUGCGCUCAGUCAGUCUGGAUCAGAACUACAGAGAGGUGGAGAGCCUGGCAGAGAAACUGGAGGAUUUAAAGCAGAGGUUUGGACUGAGCAGCACUCAGAGACUCGUUCACUCUGCACAGCUAGAGAUGGAGCAGCUGCUGGAUAGUGCUGUCUAUACUUUGGAGCAGUUCCUCCAAUCAUCAACCAAACUGCAGCCUUCUCAAGUGGCUGUCAAGAUGGAAAAAGCUAAAGAAAGAGUACUCAAGUGGUCCAGGAUGCUGCCAGUAAAAAGAGCAACAAUCUCCUGCUGGACACGUCAGAUCUGGCCAUCAGUCAGUACAGCCUGCUGACUCACACGCCUCCUCUGUCAGCCCCCGACAGCCCAGCUGCUCAGCCUCGACCCUCCUCUUCCUCAWGGGUGCCCAGUGAUGAGCAAGAUACUGCUCCUGUGGUCGACGAGGAAAGCCAAACACCUGAUGGUUCACCUCAGAAUGACGCAAAACCUCAAGAUGAAGCCAAGUCUGAACCUUCUCAGACCUCUGAGCCGAGCUCAGUUCUUCUGUCUCCUGUGAUUAUUGUGACUCAGCAGUUUGAAAAUACAGAAACCAGUGAAGAAGAGAAAGUUGGAGGUGAUGAUCAACCAGCAGCAGCAGCUGACCCAGAGGCAGCUGCAACUCAGGAGGUUAAUGUGACUGACUCACAGCCUGACCCUGGAUCCACGACACAGGACUCUCUUGACCCUGGAUCCAUGACCCAGGACUCUCCUGCUCCAGGAUCCACAACCAUAGAUGCUCCUGAUCCAGAAUCCACAACCAUAGAUGCUCCUGAUCCAGGAUCCACAACCGUAGAUGCUCCUGAUCCAGAAUCCACAACCGUAGAUGCUCCUAAUCCAGAAUCCCCAACCGUAGAUGCUCCUGAUCCAGAAUCCCCAACCGUAGAUGCUCCUGAUCCAGAAUCCCCAACCGUAGAUGCUCCUGAUCCAGAAUCCACAACCGUAGAUGCUCCUGAUCCAGAAUCCACAACCGUAGAUGCUCCUGAUCAAAGGUCUAAAAUCCCAGACUCUCCUGACCCAGAAUCUACUACCCCAGGCACUCCUGAUCCAGGUCCUAUGGUUUCAGUCCAGUUCAACGUUGAAGCUAAAUGUUCUGAAAGUGCUGAUUCUACAUCUGAAAACUCAACCAAACCUGACUCCUCAACCUCAGAUCCAGAGUCUGAGAAUCCUCCUCCUCCUCCACCAGGCUCACCUGGGUCAGACUGUCCAGUCAAAAUCAGUCUUGGGUCACUAAGUGAAGCAAUUGCCCCAUGCUCCAUGGAGYCCGCUGGGGUUCAGGUCCAGCAGAACACAGACAGAGCCGUCUACCUGUCGGGACAAAUCAAGGAAAACUGGGAGAGAGCAAAGGAGGGAAAACAGGAAGAAUCAGCAGAGAAAGAGGAAACCACAGAGAGCAGAGAGGAAGAUGGAGGGCCAGCAGAGAGCUGCACAUCAUGUGCAACACCAGGAGAGAGCGCCGUCAUCUCAACCACAGAACCAAGAGGGAGCGAGGACAGGCUGGGUGACGAGAUGGGAGCUGAGAAGCAGAAAGACGACGAGGUGGAGGCAGCAGACGGUCAAGAUCACACAGAGGAUCCUGGGAACAAAGAGGUUCUUCAAAGCCCUGAGCCAGCUGAGUCAGAGCUAGAGUCUGCUGAGGAGAUCCCUCUGGACAGUGUGGCGAUCAUCAGAGAACUUGUGACUGAGAUCCAUGAAGUGGAGACGAUAAUCACCCCCUGUUCCACCAGCAGCCCACCCUGACUUUACAGAUGGAUCCACUAAACCCAUCAGUGUUACAAAAACAUCCCAGCAGAUUAUUACAGAGCAAGGAGGAAAAGACCAGUUUAAUAUUUCAGUAACAAAAAUAAUAUUCUGUAAUACUUUUCAAUUUUUCAUAAUUUCAAUUGUUUUCACUUUUUCUAAAUAAACUGAUUAAAUUGCUAGAUAAAAAUGUUAAAUUUGUUUAGUUUCUGAUGAAAACACAACGCAGAUUUAUCGCCAUUUGGCACAGGUGCUGCACCGAGAAAAAUUUUGGAAAAGUUUGACAAAUAAAAUGUUUUCAUUGAGCAUUUGAA
This is a messenger RNA of Austrofundulus limnaeus, 3375 nucleotides long. It is a transcript of the gene niban1, whose product is annotated as niban apoptosis regulator 1. The record is from RefSeq and is a predicted model, not a curated record. Lineage: Eukaryota; Metazoa; Chordata; Actinopteri; Cyprinodontiformes; Rivulidae.